Molecule: messenger RNA, 5658 nt
Organism: Ruditapes philippinarum (Manila clam)
Lineage: Eukaryota; Metazoa; Mollusca; Bivalvia; Venerida; Veneridae
Product: synaptosomal-associated protein 29-like
Exons: 3
Coding region: 69-842 (257 amino acids)
Biological process (GO): synaptic vesicle priming; synaptic vesicle fusion to presynaptic active zone membrane; exocytosis
Cellular component (GO): SNARE complex; plasma membrane
Molecular function (GO): SNAP receptor activity; syntaxin binding
Source: RefSeq, a predicted model, not a curated record
CCAAUAAAUAUGUAAACAAGGAAGUAAUAGAUUUCGAAACAACACGGUGUUAUUCUGUAUCAGUAGCCAUGUCUAAUCCUUUUCACACAAAUUCUAACCCAUUUGAUGAAGACGAUGAUGAUAACUAUAGAAAGAAAAAUAAUCCGAAGAGAAGUGAGCUCUCUCACGAAGAACAAAUUCAAAGAAUGAUGAUGGAAAUCGAUGAUUCCGAAUAUCGGCAGUUAGAAAGUACGAAACGAGCUCUUGCCAGUAUCGAUGAUUCAGAGAGGACUGGCAUCGCUACUGCUGAGGAAUUACUUCAUCAACGAGAACAGCUUGUCAAUAUUGAGAAGAAGACGGACAUAAUUAAUCAAGAUCUCAAAACAUCUCAGAAACACUUAACAAACAUUAAAAGUAUUUUUGGUGGUAUAAAAAAUUGGUGGAAUGGCGAUAAAGAUAAGGACUCUCAACCAAGACAGUCUGUGCCAGGAACCAGUAAAUUACAAAGUACAUUAGAUAGUCAGUCUGCAUCCCGACCUCCUCCAGGCCAGAGGUAUAAAACAGAUGAUGGAAAAGGAUUUUACGAGGAUGAUUUAGAUGACGAGUUUAUGAAAGGUUCCAGAAAUCCUCAGGGAAAAACUCAGUAUUUUAAACCUGUCACUAACAGUAGAAAAGAAGAAUUGUUAAAUGAUAAUUUAGACUUGAUGUCAGAGGGAAUGGAACGUCUUAAAGGUCUUGCACAGGGUCUUGGUGAUGAAAUAGAAACACAGAACACCAUGUUAGACAGAAUAAAUACUAAGACUGAUAGGGCAGAUAUAAAACUGACAGAUCAAAACAGGCAAAUGAGGGGAAUUCUGAAAUGAUGCCCUGGUCAGGAAAAAUGGAAUUUAAGCAUUUUGAUGAAUUGUAUAAAUUUAGCCAAAGUCUUGAAUACAAAGGUUCAAGAAUGACAGUGUUUGAUGCAUGAUAUUGAUGAGUACAUGAUGUGUACUUGUAAAUAAACCAAAACAAAAUCUUGUUUAAAAGGGAUACAUUUAUACAGUGCUUUUUUUUUUUAUGAAAUUCUUUCAUUUUCUGCUAAAUAUUAGAUUACAUGGAGUGCUUUGUGAAGUGAUACAUGUAACUUACAUGUAGUUGUAUACUGGUGCCUCAUAUUUCCGUGGUACCCAUAUUUCCAAGGUAUUGGGUAGAAGCAGUCUCAAGUGCCUCAUAAACUUCAUACACCUGUCAGGAGUUUUACUUUCACUUUCUUAUUGUAUUCUUUUAUUGAAAUGUAACAUAUACAACUGUGAAAACUUAUUAUUUUAUUCACAUUAAAAAAAGAAGUAAAAUGUUUCACCAUUUUGCUUUUUGUUUUUAUAUCUCUAAAGACAAAUUGAAAAAGUAAAGAUUACUAUUAGUUUUGCUUUUAAAACUGUAAAAAAUGUAAUUGCCUUGGAAAUAUGAGAACACAACUUUACAAACUGGGCAGCGAAUGGGCGUAAAUUGCCAUGUUGUGUGCAUAAUUGCUUACAUGCAAACAUUAAAAGGAAUAAACUAUGAUGUAACUGACAUGUCUUUCCUACAUUUUUCAACAUAUUUUCCAGAAUUUUAUUCUUCUAACAUUUGUUGUUUGUGUUAAACAGUUAAGUACCAUGGAAAUAUGAGGCACCGGUCAGUAUACUAAGUAUCCCAAAAACAUAUGACUGUAUUUGCACCUAUACAAGAUGUGUUCUAUUCCAUAAGUCAUUAAAACUCCCUUCUAAUUAUAAGGUUAUUACAUUUAAGUCCAAAGGAAAAAUAAGAAAAUGGAAACAUUAUCAUAUUGUUAUUAUUAAGGACUGACUUUCAAGCUAUCUGUCUUAUGGGGGAGUAAAAGUGCUUUUUUCACAGAUUUAAUGUUAUCAGAAAUUCUUAUUUCUUUAUAAAUUUUUUUUACACACAUUUAACCCUUAACCUACUGAAUUUGUGUAAUGGAUUUGCCCUACUUUGAGUUUGGAACAGUUCAUUUGAAGUUUUAAGGGAUAACAGUAUCAAAAUACAAAAACUGAGCUACAUACUGCCGGCCUAACACAAUAGAUGCUUUUCACAUAGCAAUUAUUACCUCCCCUGACUGCCAUUUUUGGGGUCAUUUCCAAUAUAUCAUAUAUAUGUUUAAGAUACAUGUAAGAUAAAAAAAAUCUCAUAAUUCUAUCAUCUUCAUGAAAACUGAUAAAAAUCUUUUACAUAUUGUUGCCAGAUCUAUAAUAAUAUGCUGCAUAAUUAUCUGUAAUAUAGUUUGACAAUUCAUGCAAAUGAGCUGAUUAUAUUAAUUUUUAGCUCGACUUUUCUAUGAAAAGGGGAGCUAUCCUACUCGCCCCGGCGUUGGCGUCGGCGUUGGCGUCACACCUUGGUUAAGUUUUUCGUACCACCCCACUUUAUUUCAGAAGUAUUACAAGUAUGGCUUUGAAACUUACCAUACUUGUUCACCAUCAUAACCUCCAUCUACAGACAAGAGUACAUAACUCUGUCAAGGUUUUUGACAGAAUUAUGGCCCUUUUUUGACUUAGAAAGUGUAUUGAGCUUGGUUAAGUUUUUUGUACCACCUCACUUUAUUUCAAAACCAUUGGAGGUAUUGCUUUGAAACUGACCAUACUUGUUUACCAUCACGACCUUCAUCAACAGACAAGAGGACAUAACUCUGUCAAGGUUUUUGACAGAAUUAUGCCCCUUUUUGACUUAGAAAAUACAUUGAAUAUGGGUAAAAUCCACUUAUUGCCUUAACCCUUUGAGAUAUUGCUUUGAAACUUUUAAUGCUAUUUCACAUCAUUACCCCCAUCUGUACGCAAGAGAAGGUAACUCUGUCAAGGAUUUGUUUUAAAAAUUAAGGCCUUUUAUCGACUUACAAUCUUGGUUAAGUUUUUAGUACCAGUCCACUUUUUGACUGAACUGUUUGAGAUAUUAAUUUGAAAGUUGGAAUACUUGUUUACAAUCAUGAUUCCCAAACAUGUCCAGGAGAAGGUAAUUCUGUCAAAGAUUUUAUUUGAAUUAUGGCCCUUAACUGUCAAUGUUUUGUAUUAUAGGCAAGCACUAAAAAACUUAAAAAAUCUAAAAAAAUUCAUUCCUAUAAAUUUAUUUAAGGCUCAACUCAGUUUUUUUUUCUUUCUUACCAGCCCUCUUUUGACUUAAACAUUUCAAACUUUGCUGCAGUGUUCAAGGGUAUCACACAAUUCAGUAAAAUAAUUCUUCACUAAAUAUCUUAAUGCUCAUGGCCAUUGUUCACUUUAAAAAUACAGAGAUUCUUGUAUUGCCUUUUACUGCAAAAACUUUUUUUAUUGGCAAGCAAUAAAAAAGUCGAGCGCGCUGUCUUACGGACAGCUCUUGUUUCUCAUAUCUUGUCACCUAUACAUUGUAUUAUAUACCCGGUAUAGAAUAUUGACCCAAAAAAUGGCUGCCACUUUUUGCAAAGGAGGUAAAUAUUGUUAAAAUUGGAAACUAUCUAUACCUGUGGCUAUGCUCAAUAACUUUUGGUUCAUUCAUGUAUAGAGAUGAUUUUGUCAUUUUUCUAGAUUUUCUGGUUUCAGUGAACUUACUUUUGAUGUAUUGUCUUAAUUACUUACAUUUAACUUGUUGAGGAAAUUAUAUAAAUCUGUAUACUUGCUUUCUUAUACUCAUUUAAAAUAAGGCUUUAUAGAAUGAUUACUUUUUGAGAUUUUAAGAUCCUAUAAUAAUGUUUAGAAAGAAAAACAUUUUGGCACGAUAGUUUUUAUAAUACCAAAUAUGCAUCACAGUUUUAAUGUGACAAGUAAUAGGUAUUUUUUAAUACAAAUGUAUUACAUACAUUUGAUAUUAAAUGGCUGAUAUAGAGGUGAUUUUUGCCAUUUUUCUACAUUUUCCUGCUUCAAUAAUCAUACUUUUAAUAUAAUUUUUUAAUCAGAGAAAAUACUUCCCUUAAGGCUUCUGUUAGCACACAAAGCCUUAUGCAUUGAAAGAAAUGAAUUUUACUUAUAUUUUGUUAUACAUGUAUGUAAUAACAAAUUACAUUAUUGUUCACGGAUAUACAUGUAUGUAUUGAUUAAUUAUAAUAAUGAAUAUCUUUCAAUGAUUUCCUGUGUCAAAAUCACAUGUACGGACAGGAAAACACUUGAAUUUAUCUUCUCGAUCAGUAAUUUACUUUGUAUUGUUAAUAAUUUGAUAUAAAAUUAUUUACAAUUUUCUGAAUUUAUCACUUCUAAAAGUUGAAUUUGAUUAAAUCCAUAAUUAAUUGAAGAGGCCAUUGUCAUGAACAUAUUCAAAUAUUAUUAUUCCAGGAAUUCUUUUAAAGUGUUCACAAAUGUAAUUCGUUUAAAAUAGGAUGUUAUUGCUAAUUUUACAUUUUAACCUGCCAAACUUUUGUAAAUUGACUUGUCCAUUUUACAUCUGGAAACAGUUUGUUAUUGAUUUUUGAGAUAUCAUAAUGACAAUUUUAAAGUUGGUUGACCGGCAGUCUUGAACCAGGUCAUACCACGUAGAUACCUGAUGCUGUACUAAUAAGACUUUUAUUAUAGUCUCCACCUUCCCAAGGGUUUUUAUCUAUCAGAAAGGAAAAUUUCAAAAUAUUUAUUCACUAACUUGCAGAACAGUGCAAGACCGUGAUUAGACUUUACAGAUGUGCUGCCCGCUAAUCUUGGUCUUCACUGGUUGCGCACAGGGUAGAAUCAGUUGCUACCAGCAGGUCAAUAGAUAACUCAACCAGAGUGAAAUGGUAAAUGAGAGAGCUUAAAUUGUACAGCUUGUUGAACAAAAUAAGAAGUUGAUGUUGUUGUUUGAUAUUAUACAUUUGUAUACAAGUCCCAAAUUGUUUUGAAAAUUAUUGUAGUGUGUUAUGAUCAAAUGUGCUAUCUUUGUUUAAUGCAUUCCUUAAAGUUAACAAUAAAUUUAAACCUGGUAAGCUGUUUCAAAUGUGUUUGUGUGCAAUAUUUUGGGCACUUUAUAUAAUGUUAAUUCGUAUGAAGGGGACAUUAUGACCUGACCUUCCUACAUAUUUUAAGAUAUCAAUUUAAUUUUUUUUUCUUAUGAUAAGGCAAUUCAGGGUGAUUUAAUAUCUGAAGUUUUAAAUUAUUUUGUAAAUUAUUUUGAGACCACACUUAUUCAAUGUAGUCAGUAAAGUCUCUGGCAAAUGUGCUAUAAACAUACAAUUACGCCUCUGACGGCAAAAAGAUUAAGGAAUUUCCUCACACAAAAUAUUCAUAGAAAUUUACAGCUAUUGAGUACUGUUCAGACAGGCCUGGCUAAUUUCAGCUGGUACAUGGUAGAUUUUUUUGAAUAUUUUGGCCACAAAGAUUUAAUUGCAAAUGUAGUGUGUAACUUAAGUUAAAUAAUUAAAAUGACAUGAUUUACAUAUAUAUCACCUCUAAUUAUUGAUAAAAUUUCAUUAUAAAAUAUCAGUAUAUCUUCAACAGGUUCUAUAGUAGGAAAUUUGAGAUAUUGCAUAUUGUCUUGCUUCUCAAUUACAUGUAAUCUGUAAAUUUCUGUGUUGUUUUUUCCUUUGUUCUUCACUGUUGUUUUUCAAGAGUUAUCACUAUUAAAGAUUUGCUGUACAUAAUUAAUAGUCCAUGUUUUGUUUCGUUUUGUUUUAUGAUUGAUAUUCUCAUAAUUAAUGCUUUUUUGUCAUGCACUAAGUCAUACUUGUUGUCCAUUUGUUGUAAAAUAUUAAAUGGAAUAAAAAUAUAUAUAUAGAAA